ACCAGUGCAGAAAUCAGGACUAAUGUGGAUAACGUGGCUAGUGACCUACCGAGGCAUUACAAAAAACAAAGUCGUUCACAUCGUAGUGGGCGAGGAAAACAGAAAGUGACAACAACGCAUUGGUUACUUGGAUUGAGCCAAAGAAAGUGAUAGUGAUAGGUAUAAGAAGAUCGCGUAAAGACUAUUUUACAGUGAAAAGAUGCGGAAAGCGGAGGUUUUCAAAAUGAGUCAGAUUCAUUCAUCGGUGAUCGCGAUUAGUGUGAUAAUUUUAGUGGUGCUAAUCAAUUCAGCGAACAGCGCACUACCCAGUACAAUUAAAGUAUGCUCGCGAAACGAUCCCAAUGUCGACCAAUGCAUUAUGGACGCGGUGAAUCACAUCCGGCCCAACCUGGCGUCCGGUGAUUUUGGAGAGGGAUUCACCAUGCCGAAGAUCGAUCCACUGUACAUCGAGCAGAUGAAGAUGCAACGGGGCAAGGACUUUCAGGUUGUGGUCAGAAAGCUCAAUGUGUACGGGAACAGUGCGUUCCAGUUGGAACGGUUGCAAUCCAAACCAAUGAACUUGUCCUUCGACUUUGUAGUGAACAUCCCGAAAUCAAACUUCACUGGGAAAUACGCGCUCAAGAUGAAAUUGUUGAUGCUCGAUUUGCAAGGAAAGGGUGAUCUCAACGGAACGAUGACAAACACCCGACUAGCGGUUCGAAUCCGAGGUUAUACGGAGAAAAUCGACGGCAAGGAGUACGCCCGCUUCCAUCGGUUGGGCAUUCGGAUGAAGGUGGAAAGCGCCACGUUCCAGCUGGAUAAUCUGUUCAACGGGGAUCCCGUGCUGGGGCAGGUCGGAAAUCAGGUGAUCAAUGAAAAUUCGCGCCUUUUCCUGAACGAACUCAUUCCUGGACUGGAGAAGAAUCUGCGAGGGAUUUUUACGGAAAUCAUCAAUAAUUUGCUGAAGACGGCUACCAUCGACGAUAUGUUUCCUGAGUAUGUGUAGCACCUAGCGGGGA
Messenger RNA from Ochlerotatus camptorhynchus, 998 nucleotides. RefSeq names its product protein takeout-like. The record is from RefSeq and is a predicted model, not a curated record. NCBI's taxonomy places the organism in Eukaryota, Metazoa, Arthropoda, Insecta, Diptera, Culicidae. Bases 200 to 985 code for a protein of 261 amino acids. The transcript is spliced from 4 exons.